AAUAUGAUAUCAAUUAAUAUAUUGAAAACAUUUCGAUAUAACGGCUCUAAACAUAUGAGCCGUAAAUUUGUGACAAAUAUAACAACAAAAAGAUUUGAUUCAAAUAAAACUCAUUUCGGGUAUCAAAACGUGACUCACGAAGAAAAAUCACAAAAAGUUCACGAUGUGUUCAGAAGUGUGGCUCAAAAAUAUGAUCUCAUGAAUGAUAUCAUGAGUUUAGGUAUACAUCGCUAUUGGAAAAGACAAUUAAUCCGAUAUCUGAAGCCAUUAAGGGAUACCACUCUUUUGGACACUUGUGGAGGAACUGGAGAUAUUGCCCACGAGUUCGUCACUUAUAUGAGAAACACUUAUCCGACAGAAAACACAUCCAAAGUAAUUGUUUGCGACAUCAAUGAGGAGAUGUUAAAUGUGGGUCAAAGCAAAGCCAAACAGUGGUUACCUGAAGACAGUGAUCGCAUUCAAUGGGUUUUAGGCGAUGCAAUGGCACUGCCUUUUGAUGACAACUCAUUUGACGCCUACACCGUUGGCUUUGGUAUCCGUAAUGUCGUUGAUAUCGAUAAAACAUUGUCUGAAGCCCAUCGUGUCCUCAAACCAGGCGCUGUCUUCACAUGUCUUGAGUUCUCUAAAUUACAAAACCCAUUGAUAUCUAAGAUUUAUGAUUUGUAUUCAUUCGAAGUGAUUCCAGUUUUAGGAGAAAUCUUAGCCAAAGACUGGAAAUCGUAUCAGUAUUUAGUGGAAAGUAUUCGACAAUUUCCGCCACAAAAUCAAUUUAAAUCAAUGAUUGAAAGCGUUGGCUUCACUUUCGUCGAGUACAUCAACUUCUUGGACGGAAUCGCUACCAUUCAUAUCGGCUAUAAGUCUGAUCAUUGAUAAUCAAAUAUAUGAUACAAACCUUAAUAAACAGUAAUU
Molecule: messenger RNA, 909 nt
Organism: Oppia nitens
Lineage: Eukaryota; Metazoa; Arthropoda; Arachnida; Sarcoptiformes; Oppiidae
Gene: Coq5
Product: 2-methoxy-6-polyprenyl-1,4-benzoquinol methylase, mitochondrial-like
Exons: 2
Coding region: 4-870 (288 amino acids)
Biological process (GO): ubiquinone biosynthetic process
Molecular function (GO): methyltransferase activity
Source: RefSeq, a predicted model, not a curated record